AUGGAUGACGACAUCGACGACAUCGCAGACGCUCCUAGUCGCGAGGAUCGGCAUAACAUCGAGUCCAGAACAUCAGCCAAAACGUUUGUUGAACCCUUUCCGGGUAAGCGAGCUGGUGAAGUCGUCGAAGACCAUGGCGCUGGUCCCAAUACUGAGCGCAUGGCAUACGCGAAGUCAGUUGGCAUCACGGAGAACGAGCCCUACGCCCCAUUCAAGUCCCAGCGCGAUUGGGAGUUUGCGCGAUGGGCGAAGACACGAGGUCCCGGUGCGACGGCUCUUACAGAUCUGCUGAAAAUCGAGAAGGUGAUGGAAUUGCUCGGGCUGUCCUUCAAGACGUCGCAGGAACUGGACAAACUCAUAGACCACCGUCUACCAUCCAAGCGGCCGUCAUUCGAGCGCUACGAGAUCGAAGUUGCCGGAGAGACCUUUGAAGUUUUCGCCCGGAACAUACUUUUGUGUCUCGAGGCGUUCUGGCGCGACACCGAGUUCGCGCCUCUGCUGGUCUUUGCACCAGAGAAGCACUAUGCCGAUGCAGACAAGACAGUUCGGGUGUAUUUUGAUUUGCAUACAGGGAAGUGGUGGUGGGCGACGCAGAAAGAGAUCGAGAAGACGCACCCCGGAGCAACAAUCGUCCCACUCAUCGUCUCAUCAGAUAAGACACAGCUGACGAUGUUCGGGAAUAAGGCGGCGUACCCUGUCUACCUCACGAUUGGCAACCUCCCCAAGGAGAUCCGACGCAAGCCUUCGCGUCGAGGCCAGAUCCUCCUUGCUUACUUGCCGACAUCGUCCCUAGAGCACAUCAAGAAUAAGUCAGCACGACGCCGAGCACUCGCAAAUCUAUUCCAUGCCUGUAUGAAGCGCAUCCUUGCGCCAAUAAAGAAGGCAGGCGUGGACGGGAUUCACCUCAUGAGUGGCGAUGGGAAGGUCCGUCGAUGCCAUCCGAUCCUGGCAGUGUACGUCGGGGACUACCCGGAGCAACUCCUCGUCACAUGCCGCAAGACAGGGGACUGUCCGAAAUGCCCAGCGCUUCUCGCUGAGUUGGAUGGCAUCCUGUCAGAGUCGGGGCAUCUACGGGACCCAGACGAGGUCUACGAAACCCUGUCCACCCGUUCCGAAGGGCCGGCUGCCUUUACACGAGCAUGCAAGGAAGCCCGGAUGAGGCCUAUUGUCGAGCCGUUUUGGGAAGACCUACCGUACGUCAACAUAUUCGCCGUGAUCACGCCCGACAUCUUGCAUCAACUCUACCAAGGUGUGAUCAAGCACCUUGUGUCGUGGUUGAAAGCGGCGUACGGAACGGAGGAGAUCGACGCACGUUGUCGGCGAUUCCCACCCAACCACCAUAUUCGCCUCUUCAUGAAGGGUAUAACAUCCCUACGCAAGGUGACCGGUAAGAUGCACGCCGACAUCUGCCGUUUCCUGCUGGGUCUGGUCAUUGGGCUUCCACUUCAUGGGGGACGCUCACCUGCGCGCCUUGUCCGGGCUGUGCGAGCGCUCCUCGACUUCCUGUACUUGGCUCAGUAUCCUGUCCACACAUCCGAAACGCUGAAGCUGCUCGACGACGCACUCAAGCGCUUUCAUGCGAACAAGAGUAUCUUCGUUGAGCUGGGUAUUCGGGAGCACUUCAACAUACCAAAGCUUCAUGCCUUACUGCACUACGUCUUCUCUAUCACUCUGUUCGGCACGACCGAUAACUACGACACUCAAUACUCGGAACGGCUCCACAUCGACCUAGCAAAAGAUGCGUACCGUGCAACCAACUGCAAGGACGAAUACCCGCAAAUGACAGAUUGGCUUGUCCGGAAGGAGAAGAUUGAACAGUAUGACGCCUUCUGCCGCUGGCGCGAAGAGACGAACGAGCGGAAUGCCGAGGAGGAGGAACACCCUGUGCCUGCUCCGAUUGAUCGAGACCAGGGGGCGCCAGGCGAAAGGACGUUGCAUAUCACCAUGGCUCGCUAUCCCUCAGUGAAAGCUGUCAAGUUCGACGGAGCCCUGCAAGACUACGGCGCCACAUACCUUCGCCCAGCACUAGCGCGGUUCAUUGCUCUGAAGCGGUAUCCUGGUAUUCGAAACACGACCGAGUUGGAACGCAAAGCUUCCCGAAUCCAACUCCACUUCAGGACUUUUCCGGUCUGGCACCGCAUCAAGUUCAGGCUCGAGGAUGUGCUUGGAUUCGGGGUCGGUGACGACUGUGCUGAUGCGAUUCACGCGCAGCCCCAGAGAUUGAACAAACGCGGUCGUCAGAUUCCAGGUCGAUUCGACACAGCGUUGAUCAGAGAUGCGGAUAAUGCAGGCCGUAGCGGCGUGGCAGGUUAUCGUGUAGGACAGGUUCGGCUCAUCUUCAAAGUGCCUCAAAACGCGCUCCAAGACCUCCUCCCCAAUGUUGAACAAGUCCCUUCGCACCUUGCGUACAUUGAAUGGUUCUCCCCGUUUACUAGACCUGACAGUAACCAUGGCCUCUACAAAGUCUCGCGAUCGUUGGAGGGCACUCAGCGCCUCGCAAGUGUGGUCGAGGUUAAGGAUAUCCGCCGAAGCUGCCAUCUCUGGCCCGAUUUUGGACCGGUGGCACCACGCGAAUGGACCAGCAGCAAUGUCCUCGAUCGGUGUUCUGCAUUUUAUGUCAGCGCCUUCAAUGAUAUACACGCGUACCAGGUCGUCUUCUAG
Molecule: messenger RNA, 2661 nt
Organism: Fomitopsis serialis
Lineage: Eukaryota; Fungi; Basidiomycota; Agaricomycetes; Polyporales; Fomitopsidaceae
Exons: 4
Coding region: 1-2661 (886 amino acids)
Source: RefSeq, a predicted model, not a curated record